Callorhinchus milii (elephant shark) is the source of this 3158-nucleotide messenger RNA. RefSeq names its product ankyrin repeat and LEM domain containing 2 (gene ankle2). Gene Ontology annotation, cellular component: endoplasmic reticulum. Gene Ontology annotation, biological process: negative regulation of phosphorylation. The record is from RefSeq and is a predicted model, not a curated record. Gene Ontology annotation, molecular function: protein phosphatase 2A binding. Lineage: Eukaryota; Metazoa; Chordata; Chondrichthyes; Chimaeriformes; Callorhinchidae.
GCAGGUGAAUAAAGGAUGGAAGCUAUUUUGACCAGACUAAAGCAGCUUAGCCACGAUGAGCUGCGACAGGAAAUCAUCGAUGCUGGACUGAAAUGCGGACCCAUAACUCCAACCACUCGCUUCAUUUUUGAGAAGCGGCUAGCACAGGCUUUGUUGGUGCAACGGGCAGGAGGAGAAACCAACAAGGUACCAGAACCAAUCAGUGUUUCAGCAAAGCCCGGGGAGAAGGAUGACAGUGGGUCGCCCGGUGUUUCAAGCAGCUGCGAAGAUGGACAUUUUGGGUACGACGUGGGCCUGAACCCUCCAGACGAGACAGCAUUGUCAAACACGAAUAACCUGGCUUUUAAUGGCUUGCAAACCAGCUCCCAGCAGCCACGAGGUUCAGCCCCCUCGGCCUCCUCACUAUAUUAUGGGGUUUGUCCAGUCUGGGAUGACAUCAUGUCCAGGAAUGACCGAGCCCAUGUGUAUUCGGAUAAAAAGGAAGCUCUCCAGGCUGUAAAGCUGAUGAAAGGCUCCAGGUUCAAGGCUUUCACUAGCCGGGAAGAUGCAGAGAAGUUUGCUAGAGGCAUUUGUGAUUACUACCCCUCCCCGAGCAAGUCAUCUGCUUGUGUAUCUCCAGUGAAAGCUGGAGUCAUGUAUAACAGAGAUGGAAUGUCUCCCGACGUGGAAACUGCAAACAGGGAGCGGGCAAACAGUUACAAAAGCCCACGCUCCCAGGACCUGACGUCCAAGCUUCGCAAGGCUGUGGAGAAAGGAGAUAAGUCGGCCCUGUUUGAUUAUGUGUGGAGUAAUCCACGCUACCUGAUCGGCUCUGGAGACAAUCCCACAGUUUUACAGGAAGGCUGUCGGUACAAUGCCAUGCAUGUUGCUGCCAAGGAAAAUCAGCCACUGAUUUGCCAGUUUCUGUUGGACACGUUGGAGAACCCUGAAUUCAUGUUGCUGAUGUAUCCAGACGACAAUGAGAUUAUGCUGCAGAAACGCAUCAAAUAUAUUGUCGACCUUUACCUCAACACACCUGAUAAAGUGGGGUUUGAUACUCCUCUGCACUUUGCUUGCAAGUUUGGACAUGCUGAAGUGGUUAAUGUGUUAUGUUCCCAUCCUGACAUUGUCAAAACGUCGAAGAACAAGUAUGAACACACUCCUCUAGAGGUUAUCUGUGAGAGGAGCAGAACCCACAGUGAGGAGUUAAAGGAAAAAAUCAGAGAGUAUUUACAGGAUCGAUAUUACGUGCCAUUGCUCAGGGACACUGACAACUCCGCCCUGCCUGUCAUUGGUUUCCCCUGGUCGCCUGAGCAGUCAGAUAACCUGUCCUGUGCAUCUCUACCCAGGCUGACUGGGAACCCUAAGGAUCCAGUUAUGGCCGUUAGAGCCUUUGCAGGACCCAUGACACCCAGUAAGGCGGAUGAAUUUCGACGAGUGUGGAAGACUCCACCUCGAGAGAGAACAAACCUCUUCCAUCAGUUUAAAAAGGCAGACCCCGAGCGAGGCUACGAGAGAGUUGGGAGGCAUCUGGCUCACGAAAUGGGGUAUCCCUGGGCAGAAUACUGGGAAUUCCUGGGCUGCUUCACCGACCUGGCCAUGCCGGAAGGUCUCCGGAGAAUCGAGGAGUAUUUGAGCAGGAAGGAGUCCAGUAAAAGACACGAACACGAAGGAGAUAAUUUUAUGUGCAAUAAGUUCAAAAGCCCUCCCUCGAGUGCAGGGAAAACAAGCAAAUACUGCAACUCGAUCUCCGUGAGUGCGUUUCUGGAUGAUGACGAUGAUGACAUCAGUUUGGAAGAAAUAAAAAACCGACAGAAUGCUGCCCUAAAUAUCAGCAAAUCCCUGGCCGGCUUGAGCAACAGCCCUGGUGCUAUAGAGGAAAACGGAUGUCACAUUCUCCCAGUGGAGAGGGCAGUGGACAUUAUUGAUUCAACGGACGCUCUGAGUUUGCAGACUGAUAAAGAAAUCUCGCCCAGUCUGAAUGGCGUCUGUACUCCCAUUGCUGGUGAGCGACAUUCACGAUCUCAGACAAACUCCAUCUGCGAAACUCUCCUCUCUCCGGUGUCUAACUUAAUGGCCGAGUUUGAGAAACUUUCACUACGAGAUAACGAGGAAGAGAGACAUUUGUUCGGCGAAAGAUCCGCAACCUGUCUGAUGGCAGAACAAGAGUGUGAGGAGAUGGACAGUGAGAAUGAGCCCGACACAGAGUCAGGGGAAGGAAAACUGACACAGGUGUCAGCAGAGAUUGAAAAACCUGCUGCAGGUGACCGAGGUGUGGAGUGUGGUAAAGGAGAUCUCAUUGAGACUGAUAUAGCCAUAACCACACUGGGGGAAGGCAAGACGUCACUCACAGCAACUACAAGCUGCUUCGGGGCAGAAGGCAGUAAUAAAGAGCAACGCAGCACGGCUGAGAUCUCCGAGUAUCUGUCGCACUGCACGGCACAGAUAGCAACUUUACAGCUGGAAACUGAGAGGAACUGUGAUCAAGGCAGUCAUGUGGCCUACAGGACAGAGAGUUCUCCAGCUGGGAGACCACUUCUGACUGUUUCAGCACAGACUGAGCCAAGCCAACUCAACCCUCGUCCUAGUCUGCAACUGGAGAACAUCUGCAAAUUCCCAGAGCAUCUACACCAGCAACUUUCCUGGCACGGCCCAGUGUCGUCAAAAAAAGGAGCCAUGAAGGAGAUGUUUCUAGUUGGUGAUGAACCAAGCAAGCUUGACAGGGAUGUUCUCGCUGCAGUGAAAGGAGUGGACAUCGAUGGACAGAUGUUCCCCUGUUUAAGCCGGUGGAAGACUGGUUUACAGAGCUACUCUGCAUCUGAGAUGGAGAGUUGGCCAAGUCCUGCUGUACUGAAGAGGAGACCAAACAUGCAAUCCCUUACCCCAGGCUCUCCGUGCAGCACUCUGGGCAGACCGAGUCCUCUGUGCUACAGCCCAGCGAAGCACGGCAGUUCCUCUCACUCGGUAGAGGUGGGCAGCCCAGGGCGCUAUAGCCCAGCCUACGCCAGCCACUCUCAGGUGCUGAGGAUUCUACACUUCACUGAACCUUCUGAUCUGUAACCUCUUCUGUUGUUAUGUCACUAAGUGUUCAAAGGUCGGGGGAGAAACAGGGAUAUUAAUCUUCCAAUGUAUUUGUUUGGGGGUCAGCUGGGUAUCUGACACAGGUGGAAACCCAUCAC